CUUGGAGGUUUUUUCCAACCUAAAUAAUUCCAUGAUUCUAUAUGAGCUAAAACCUGAGAAUUCAAACAAUCAUCCUGUUGUAAUGGAAAGGAAUUGCUUGGAGUCAAAUUGAUAGCAGUAGAAAUUAGGAGUGCAUACAAAAUGUGAGUUAUUGUGACUGAAAAACCAAACACGAUCACGUAACUGAAAAUAUGGCACUUGCUUAUUUCACUGCAUCUGAGCCAGUUGGGAUGGGGACAGGAAUCCCUGAGGCAAGAGAUCCUGUAGUUCUGUGGCAGCAUUAAACAAACAUGUAAACAUUAGUAAUCCACUGUUGUUUGUAUGCAAGAUAGUGAGAGGAUUGUUAGUUUCGUUCUUUAAACAAUAAGGAAAAGCUGUAAAGGUACUGGGCAAGUGUGGAACACAUCUUUUCAGUUUCAGAGUAAGUGAAAUGUUUAAUUUUCUUGUUUAAAAGUGCCAGUGUUGCAGUCCCUCUAGAAGGAGGAAGCAGCCAUGGAGUGUUCCCAGUGGGUACAUGAAUGACUCUGGGGGAAUUCUCAUGGCUCAGUUAUAGAUCACUUUUCAUAAUUCUGAUUUCAGCAUGUAACACCCUGUGACUAGGAUGGCUUCCUAGCUUUAAGGCUCUCAGUCUGGUGUAAAGCUGAUGGGUGGGAGCAAAGGUAAAGAAUGAUGUAAUGCAGCAGCAGCCAGAAAGCAUCUUUUGUGUGGAUUGUGAAAUGGCUACUCCGUAGUCAUCUCCCGAUGAAUCAGACGUGAGGGGCCGCUUUGUGGAGCCAACCCUUUGUACAUCAACUGGAAGCAGGAGGAGACAUUCAGUCCAAGAGCUCUUUCUGAAAAUGGAUUUAACUUUUCUUUUGCCAGUCACCACCAGCAUGACCUCAUACACUUCUAGUACAAUGGUGUGGCUAAGCCUUUGAGUACACAGCCAUUACAUCAUCGCAGCAAAUUAGAGAGGGAGGUGGGAGAGAGGCCUCGUUGUUGUCAUGGCCGAUGAGAUGAGCAGGACCCAAGUCAUUGUCCCAGAGAAGCUGGUGGCUCUGCUGGAGAGCGGGACAGAGAGGUUGCUGCUGAUUGAUAGCCGCCCCUUUGUGGAAUACAACACCUCCCACAUCCUGGACGCCAUCAACAUCAACUGCUCCAAGCUCAUGAAGCGCAGGCUGCAGCAGGACAAAGUGUUGAUCACAGAGCUCAUUCAGCAUUCAGCAAAACACAAGAUUGAAGUUGAUUGCAAGCAGGAAGUGGUGGUGUAUGACCAAAGCUCUAAAGAUGUGACCUCUCUCUCAUCUGAUUGCUUUCUUACUGUGCUCCUGGGCAAACUGGAGAAGAAUUUCAGCUCUGUGUAUCUGCUUUCAGGUGGAUUUGCUGAGUUCUCCAGCUCUUUCCCUGGUCUCUGUGAAGGAAAAUCCACACUCAUCCCUACUUGCAUUUCUCAACCCUGCCUACCUGUUUCCAACACUGGCCCAACUAGAAUCCUGCCUCAUCUCUAUCUUGGGUGUCAGCGAGAUGUCCUCAACAAGGAGCUGAUGCAGCAGAAUGACAUUGGCUAUGUCCUGAACGCCAGCAAUACUUGUCCAAAGCCUGAUUUUAUUCCAGAAUCCCAUUUCCUCAGAGUGCCUGUGAAUGACAGCUUUUGUGAGAAAAUUUUACCUUGGUUGGAUAAAUCAGUUGAUUUUAUAGAAAAAGCAAAAGCAUCCAAUGGCCAUGUGUUGGUGCACUGUUUAGCUGGGAUAUCUCGCUCUGCCACAAUUGCCAUUGCAUACAUCAUGAAAAGAAUGGAUAUGUCCUUGGAUGAAGCUUACAGAUUUGUGAAAGAAAAGCGACCAACCAUUUCUCCCAACUUCAACUUCCUGGGCCAGCUUUUGGACUUCGAGAAGAAGAUCAAGAACCAGAGUGCUCAGCCCGGCCACAUCAGCAAGCUGAAGCUGCUGCACCUGGAGAAGAGCAGCGAGCAGGUGCCGGCGCUGGAGGGGGGCCCGAGCAGCCUCUCCGGCAGCCAGCUCUGCCUCUGCGCCGCCUCCGAGCUGCGGGAGCCCAAGGCCACGGACGGCGGGCACCCGGCCCCACUGGAGGACGGCCCGCUGCUGCAGGGCAUCAACGGGCUGCACGUCUCCCUGCAGGACAAGGUGGAAGACAGCAACCGGCUGAAGCGCUCCUUUUCCUUGGAUAUCAAAUCCGUGUCCUACUCGGCGAGCAGCAGCUGCGUGACCGCAUCGGUGCAAGGCUUCGCCUCCUCCGAGGACACGCUGGAGUACUACAAACACGCGGCCACCCUGGAGGGCAGCAGCAAGCUGUGCCAGUUCUCCCCCGUGCAGGAGGUGUCGGAGCAGAGCCCGGAGAGCAGCCCCGACAAGGAGGAGGCGGCCCGGCCGCAGGAAGCCCCGGGCCCGUGGCCGCUGGACAGCCCGGCCUCACGGCCACCCGCGGGCCGGGCCGGCGGCAGCGCGGCCGCGCCUCGGCCCCUCCUGUACCCCCUGCACCGCAGCGGCAGCGUGGAGGACACCUGCAGAACGGGCUUCGUGUUCGGGCUCUCCACCAGCCAGCAGCACCUGGCCAAGUCCGCCGCGGGGCUGGGCCUCAAGGGCUGGCACUCGGACAUCUUGGCCCCGCAGCCGUCAUCCCUCACCAACAGCUGGUAUUUCGCCGCCGAGUCCUCGCAUUUCUACUCGGCCUCGGCGGUGUUCGGGGGCGGCGCGGCCUUCCCCGCCUACAGCUGCAGCCAGCUGCCCUCGGGCUGCGAGCAGCCCAGCGCCGUGCGCCGCCGGGCCCGCCAGGCCGACCGCGGCGACUCGCGGCGCAGCUGGCACGAGGAGAGCUCCUUCGAGAAGCAGUUCAAGCGCAGGAGCUGCCAGAUGGAGUUCGGGGAGAGCAUCCUGUCGGACAACAGAUCCAGAGAGGAACUGGGCAAAGUGGGCAGCCAGUCAAGUUUUUCAGGCAGCAUGGAAAUCAUUGAAGUGUCCUGAGGGGCGGAGGCUCGUGUGACUGUGGCAGAGCUGCUUCCCCUUACAGGCCGCUCCCCCAGCGUGUGAGAGGUGCCGGUAAAUCUGAAACUUUGGGUAAAAUGGUGGGGGAGGGAAGAAACGGAGGCUUUGCUGUGAGCCAGGGAAAGGUUGGUACUGCAGGGAAGUGACCACCGCCUCUGCCCGAGGAGACCAAGUGUGCUGCUCGGCUUUCCACUCUCCUCCCCGGGAGAAGGGCAGAACAUUUCACAGACCUUUCCCGGUCAGAAGAACCAACUCUAUGCAAGGGAUUGCACAUCCUUUCAGUGGCUUUUAACAAGGGAGCUCUCUCGGUGUCAAACCCUUUCUGUGGUUCCGCUGAACCACGCUCCUACCUGUCAGAACUAGUUUUGCUCUCCCCUCCCCAUAACCCACGUCUUCACCAGUGCACCUUAGCCCUGACACUGAGCCAACCUCUGGAGGGAAACCUUUUUUCUGUAAGAAAAGGAGACUGGGAGCGAUUCCAAAGGCCAUAGGGACCGGUUACAGCAAGGCUGGUCUGAACACACCGUUCAGACAAAUGUAAAUACUGGUGUAACUAUUGUUCUAAUGGAUAGGCUUUAGGUGAUUCGCUAGAGAGCUGCUUC
Molecule: messenger RNA, 3583 nt
Organism: Sturnus vulgaris (Common starling)
Lineage: Eukaryota; Metazoa; Chordata; Aves; Passeriformes; Sturnidae
Gene: DUSP16
Product: dual specificity phosphatase 16
Biological process (GO): negative regulation of MAPK cascade; peptidyl-tyrosine dephosphorylation
Cellular component (GO): nucleus; cytoplasm
Molecular function (GO): MAP kinase tyrosine/serine/threonine phosphatase activity; protein tyrosine/threonine phosphatase activity; MAP kinase tyrosine phosphatase activity
Source: RefSeq, a predicted model, not a curated record